Molecule: messenger RNA, 1173 nt
Organism: Suillus paluster
Lineage: Eukaryota; Fungi; Basidiomycota; Agaricomycetes; Boletales; Suillaceae
Exons: 1
Coding region: 102-1031 (309 amino acids)
Source: RefSeq, a predicted model, not a curated record
CAUACUUAGCCACUUCCCGUAUCCGAGUCUUUCUCCUGACGACUUGAAGAGCUGGUAUUAACUUUUCGACUUUUAAACAGCUACUCAGGCGGUCAAGUAAUAUGGAGGAGUCAAAAAUUUGUAGCUCGAUAUCCAGGUCUUCCAGCUACUCAAGCAACACCAUCACACCAGCCAGCUCUCCGUCAGCUGGUACCGGAGGACACCACGAUAUAUCGCAGCUACCACGUAUCGGAAUCCCGUCGGUUGACCAAGGAAGCCCCACUGAACGCACCAUGAGCUCCAAUCGACGCGCAUAUAUCCAUCCUGGAUACCCGUUUUUUGAUUUUCCAGAUAAUCCAGUGUCUCCAGUCACUCCUGACGACGAGUACGGAUUAGACGACAUAUCUGGAAGCCCUCCCCCACCUUCUUCCUCCCCGAUUGCAUAUCAAGAUUCAUCCCCUCGUGGGGAUGAAUACGAGGAGACGAUCUCUCAUUCCUCUUCUGGCUCUUGCAGAUACCUCCUGGAUCCCACUGCUCAUGCUGAAGCAGAGUCUGAUAUCUCGGACCGCCUGAGCACGAAACGUCGACUUCUUAGUGACGCUCAAGCGAACACUCCGUUUGUCCAAUUCAGUUAUCAAGGGGAUCCACCACCUUCCACUAGACUCCAGUUGGAGAAGAAGUCUAUAGUCGCGUCCUCUGAGCGGUGUUCGAGUUCUUAUCAUAUCAAGGCCCAUCCAUCGAGUCGUUCAAGGACCAGCAAGACCUUGAGAACGGCAAAGUCGUUAUCAAGACCCCACUCGACCGUUGGUGGCCCGAGCAAAGGAUGUCUUCACAAGCGCGGAACUCUCCUACUCGAACACCUAGGAGAAUCUGCGGAGCAGGAACCUCCGCCAAAGAAAGCCAGGAUCGGCCGUCUAGCCAGUCAUCGCACUGAUCUACCCAAGAUACGGACUGCUUUUUCGAAGGAACCAGCCAGUCUACGCAGAGCCCAGUCUCUCAUUUCCCAAACUUCCACUGAAAGGGACGAUGAGGACGUAGUCAAGGUUCGUUGAAACGAUUUCUUGUCAAAAUGCCCGUGGAUUUCCCGUCGGAUGCAAGUUGACGACGUGCAUUGAACAGCUUUUGGACGACCCGGACUCAGUUCUUUCAAACGCCGUGCACCGAACAUCCCGGCUCGAUUCGCCUAUAUACCCC